UCCCAGAUUCAAUUAGUUGCCCAUUGGCCAGGCAAGUGAUUUGUUUACGCUUUGGUGUGCGGACGGACGGUUGAGAGUGCUUCAAAGUAUUUUGUAUCCUCAAUUGGUUGUAAAAUGCAUUACCUGCCCUGCAUACUCUGGAUCAGCCUGGAGCUCUUUGUCGGCCUGCAGUGCCAAACAUUUCCUGAAAAGGUGAAUAAAUGUCAUUAUGGUGAUGGCAAGUGCCUGGCAGAGUCGGCCAAUGCUCUGAUUCGUAAUUAUCCCAAGGGCAUACCCGAGAUAAAUCUAAAACCCUUCGACCACGUGAAAGUAAAGGAUUGGGUGCUGGUCAAUGAUUCGCAGGUGGGCGGUGCCUGGUACUACUUCCAACUGUUUAAUCAGAUAAAUCUUGGCUUCGAGAAUACCACAAUUACAGAGAUCAAGGGCUUCGAUAGGGAUCCCACCAAAUCCAAAAUAGAAAUCCAUGGCAAGAUACCCAGAUUGGUGUACAAGGGCAAGUACCAUGCCAAGGGUCGAAUGCUCUGGUUUGUGGAUAUCAGUUCCCAAGGCGAUUCCAGUUCGGAUUUUCUCAACUUUCGCUUCGAUCUGACGCUAAAAGUGCGCACCGAAUACAGAAACAACAAGCGAUAUAUGAAAAUCUAUGAGCUGGUGCCCAACAUACGACUGGAUCGCUGGAUCAUGUGGUUGGAUGAUUUCUUUCCCGAUAACUUUGAUAUGACGAUAGCCAUUAAUAAUCUAUUCAAUCGGAAUUGGGUCGAGUUCUGGAACGAGCUGGAGCCGAGCAUAUUGCGUCUAUUCGAAACGGUGUUUCUGAGCAUGUUCGAAGAUCUGUUCUACAACAUACCAUACGAUGAUCUCUUCCUAGCCGAUGCAGCCUCCAUUGUAUAGAAUUUCCUUAUGUACAUAUUAAAUUUAGCAGGCA
This is a messenger RNA of Drosophila obscura, 922 nucleotides long. RefSeq lists its product as uncharacterized. Lineage: Eukaryota; Metazoa; Arthropoda; Insecta; Diptera; Drosophilidae. The transcript has 3 exons. Bases 115 to 888 code for a protein of 257 amino acids. The record is from RefSeq and is a predicted model, not a curated record.